Pelodiscus sinensis (Chinese soft-shelled turtle) is the source of this 1340-nucleotide messenger RNA. Lineage: Eukaryota; Metazoa; Chordata; Testudines; Trionychidae. The record is from RefSeq and is a predicted model, not a curated record.
UGUGGGGAUCCCUGCCCACCCCCCACUCUCCCCACAGUGUUCAACGUGGGGCAGUAUCGCCGCGAGGCCGUGCAGACCUACAAGAGCUACGAGUUCUUCCGGCCAGAUAACCACGAGGCCAUGGAGAUCCGCAGGCAGUGUGCUCUGGCCGCGCUGAAAGACGUCCAUACUUACCUGAGCUGUGAGGAGGGACAGGUGGCGGUGUUCGAUGCCACCAACACGACCCGGGAGCGAAGGGACACAGUCCUGCAGUUCGCUAGAGAACAUGGCUACAAGGUAAGAGCAGGGGCCAUGGGACGGUCCCAAGACACUGCUGCAGGGGAGUUCCCAGGCUCCCCCCGGGUGCUGCGUGGGACCAUUGCCACAAGAAAGCUCACAGUGCUGGGGGGUCAGUUGGGGGCACUGCUGGGGGAAGCUCACAGCACCAAGGCGGAAAGGCCCAGCGCUGGGGGGUCAGUUGGGGGCACUGCUGGGGGAAGCUCACAGCACCAGGGGGGAAAGGCCCAGGGCUGGGGGCCCCCGCUGCCCUCCCAGACUGGGCCCGAUUUCCUGACACCCCCCCCCUUCCCCUCCAGCUCUCUGUCCUACAUCAAGAUCUUCAACGUGGGGCUGCGUUACCUGGCGAACCGGGUGCAGGACCACGUGCAGAGCCGCACGGUGUACUACCUGAUGAACAUCCACGUCACGCCGCGGGCCAUCUACCUGAGCCGGCACGGCGAGAGCCAGCUCAACCUGCAGGGGCGCAUCGGGGGCGACUCGGGGCUCACCUCCCGCGGCAAGCAGGUGGGCUGCGCCCUGGCCAGCUUCAUCGAGAGCCAGAAGAUCCGGGACCUCAAGGUGUGGACCAGCCACAUGAAGCGGACGAUCCAGACGGCCGAGGCCCUGCACGUGCCCUACGAGCAAUGGAAAGCGCUGAACGAGAUCGACGCGGGCAUCUGUGAGGAGAUGUCCUACGAGGAGAUCCAGGCCCAUCACCCGGAGGAGUUUGCCCUGCGAGAUCAAGACAAGUACCGAUACCGGUAUCCCAAAGGGGAGUCCUACGAGGACCUGGUGCAGCGGCUGGAGCCCGUCAUCAUGGAGCUGGAGCGGCAGGAGCCCUCUUCUCACCCCACAGAGGAGCUGCCCUAUCUGAAAUGCCCACUGCACACUGUGCUGAAACUGACCCCCGUGGCAUACGGUUGCCAAGUGGAGUCCAUUUUCCUCAAUGUGGAGGCUGUGAACACGCACCGGGACCGGCCCCGGAACGUCGAAGUGACUCGGGAGCCCGAGGAAGCGCUGGGGACAGUGCCCCCCCACUACUAACUGCUCUCGCCCAGUAAAGCCAGCUCCCCUUCGCCGUG